This is a messenger RNA of Arachis stenosperma, 997 nucleotides long. RefSeq lists its product as uncharacterized. Lineage: Eukaryota; Viridiplantae; Streptophyta; Magnoliopsida; Fabales; Fabaceae. The coding region runs from base 180 to 857 and encodes 225 amino acids. The transcript is spliced from 4 exons. The record is from RefSeq and is a predicted model, not a curated record.
UUUAGAGUUUUAGAGACUUCCAGAAACAAACAGAAACCUUUGGCACUCAAAACUGGAAACAAUUGCAAGUUAGAACUUAGAACACACUAGUGACACUACCACACACACUAAUCAAGUCAGAAAAUCACUCUCAAACUCCUUCAGUAACAUAAAUAUCACAUUUGAGAUUGCUUGUUGCGAUGUCGAAGAACCCCAGAGAGAUAAAGCUUCUAUGCCCUUCAUUGUCAAAGGUAGCAAACAUAAUUGCUUGGGACGAAAACAAGAUUGAUCUUGGGGCCAUAGCAAAAGCCUUUGGGAUAGAGCCGUCAACGUUGAAGCUCAACGGUCACUUCAUAAGCAGAGGAGUGGACCUUAUUUCUUGCUCUGUUACUUGGAAGUCUCUCAUAUCUUUUUUCUCUUCUAAAGGACUCUCCACUGGGAACAACCUCGGUGAUGCUCUUCUUGUCACCGGCAAGUUCUGUAAACUUGCCAACAAGCGAGAACAUGAACCUCAAGAUUUUGAAAAUGGGAAUGGUAAAGUGAUUGAAAGUGAGAAUUCUUGUAGUGGAAAAAGGACUCGAUUGGAAGCUUUCAACUUGCAAUGGAAUAAGAAGUUGAAAGAUGGCAACUCAGGUGAGACUUUGGAUGACCUAUGCUGCAAGAGAAAGCAACCGUUGGAAGGUUUCAAUUUAUUUAAGAAAUUGAAGAGCGAUAACAAGAAGUCAGGACUUCCCCCAGAUACUCAAGAUAAAGGGGAUAACCUCUCCGGCGGCAUUUCUCGCAGCCCAUUCACAUGCAGUCAGACGAGCAAGAAUCAGAAGCGGAUUAGAGAUGAUGAUGAUGCAAUUGUAGCAGCUCAGUGCAAAAGGACGAGAUAAAUUCUGUGGGUUUCUAUACCUCUUGAUACAAUAUAUGUUUAUUAGCAGUGGACUGUUUUUGCAUAGUCAUUUUUGGAUGCUGCCGUUGUAUUUUGUUACGUGAAUGCUGUAAAUUCUCUCUCUCUCUGAAUGGUGUAUAU